Messenger RNA from Scleropages formosus (Asian bonytongue), 1108 nucleotides. RefSeq names its product timeless interacting protein (gene tipin). Gene Ontology annotation, cellular component: replication fork protection complex; nucleus. Gene Ontology annotation, molecular function: DNA binding. The record is from RefSeq and is a predicted model, not a curated record. Gene Ontology annotation, biological process: replication fork processing; replication fork arrest; DNA damage response. The transcript is spliced from 8 exons. The coding region runs from base 115 to 987 and encodes 290 amino acids. NCBI's taxonomy places the organism in Eukaryota, Metazoa, Chordata, Actinopteri, Osteoglossiformes, Osteoglossidae.
ACGCUCUAUCACGGCAUUGGCUUUUUCUCGCUUUGCACGCAUUUGAUUGGUUCUUAAAAGCCGGUCGGGAGCGGAAAGCAGCAACAGACCUGGAAGGAGUCUAAGAAGUGUGCCAUGAUUGACCCCUUGGAGAACAACUUGUUUGACAUUCCGGACUAUGAAAACACAGAGGAUGAGUCCUUCCCCCCUCUCCCACCCCCGAUGUCCCCUCAUGCAGAUGAUGAUAGUGGAGACCCCUUUGCUAAUGGAGAGGAUGAACGAGAGAUAUCUAAGUUGGCAGAAGAUCCAGUGGCAAAAAGAAGAUUAGUGAAGAGGCCACAGCCUAAGCUGGAUGCACAGAGGCUUAUUUCUGAAAGGGGUCUUCCAGCUCUUCGUACUUUGUUUGAAAAUGUAAAAUUCAAAGGCAAAGGGCAUGAGGCUGAGGACCUUGGAAUGCUGAUGCAGAAAAUGGAGAACUGGGCCCAUCGGCUGUACCCUAAGUUACAGUUUGAUGACUUUAUUGAUAAAGUGGAGUGUUUGGGAAGUAAAAAAGAAGUACAGACUUGUCUAAAACGAAUACGGCUUGACAUGCCCUUGACGCAUCAAGACUUUAUUGGCAAUGAUGUGGAUGACGGAGGCAUAUUGGAGGACCACACUGCAGACGCUGGCAUCGGAGAAGAGGCUCCAAUACACUCCACCCCAUCAGCCAUCUUGCUGACAGAGGAACAACGCCAUCGCAUUGACCUUAACAAGCAGUUAGCCUUGGAAAGGAAACUGGCACGGCAGCAGGAGCUCCAAACUGCAUCCCAGCUUUGUGCCACUGAUGCUGGUUCUGCUGGGGAACACUCCUGUUUAUCAGUACCUUCACAUACUCAAGAUGGACGAGAGUUGGAUCCCACACAGCAGGAAGAAGGUGGACAAUCAGGCAGUACCAUACCGUUGGAGGAUGAAAGGUGUCAUUCCAGCAGCCCCAAAAUGAGCAAUGGCAGAGAGGACAGCAGUGACUGAUUCUAACAGUAACAUGGCCUCAGCAGGGAGGAAAAGCAAAGACCCAUUAGUGCUCCUAUUACUGAGUCACCCUGACAAAUAGGCAAACAAAAACUAGUUAGGUGUACAGGUUUCCUGGGCC